Molecule: messenger RNA, 287 nt
Organism: Meloidogyne enterolobii
Lineage: Eukaryota; Metazoa; Nematoda; Chromadorea; Rhabditida; Meloidogynidae
Source: the annotation of a GenBank genome assembly
UUUUUUUUUAAUUUUAGUUGUUGAAAGCUGUUGAACUUAUUCCAAUGUUGGAGAAAAUGGUUGAUGAAAAAACUCGAAUGAUGGAUCCUCGUGGAGAUUGUGUUAAACGAAGGAUGGAAACAACAACAACAAUUCCUGAUUCUACUUCCUCUUCCUCCCUUUUAUUAAAUCCUUCCUCUAAUGGAAUUUUGAAUUCCAAUUUAUUUAAUACUUGUGGAGCUUCAUCUGAUUUAUCUUCCUUAGCUUCUUCCUCUAAUAUUUUAAAUCAACAACAUUUUUUAAAUUGA